AUGUCGUCCAAGUGGACGGGCGGGCCGCAGGCGGCUGAGGUGGGCGAUGGCGUCGUCGACGCGACGGCGCGCGACUGCGCGCGCGCCGCGCCUCGUCACGUUCAAACUCAGGAGGAUCGACGGCGAUUGGAGGACUUCGAGAAGCGCGCCGAUCCGAACGAUAAGGAGCAGAUGAGUUUGCUGGAAGAGAUGAAGGCGCACACCGAGAAGCUUGAGAAAAUGCGAGAGUUCGAGGAUCCGAGGCUUUCAUUCACGACUCCGGAGUUUAAAGAGGCGCAACGCAUCUUUCAGGAAAAUUACAAGAAAAAUUUUGGUCGACCGGUCGAGUACGGGAUGGUGAAGAAGUAUCCGUGGAGUACGCCGACUCUGAUGAAGCUCGACGUUCCGGUGGACGUGGACGGCAACCCAUGGCCGCUCGACGCCGAGGGUAAUCCAAUUCUUAAGGAUGAACCCGAGGAGGAUGAGUUCGCUUAG
Ostreococcus tauri is the source of this 474-nucleotide messenger RNA. Its product is annotated as unnamed product. Bases 1 to 474 code for a protein of 157 amino acids. The record is from RefSeq and is a predicted model, not a curated record. NCBI's taxonomy places the organism in Eukaryota, Viridiplantae, Chlorophyta, Mamiellophyceae, Mamiellales, Bathycoccaceae. The transcript is spliced from 3 exons.